This is a messenger RNA of Phialemonium atrogriseum, 2288 nucleotides long. Its product is annotated as fungal-specific transcription factor domain-containing protein. Gene Ontology annotation, biological process: regulation of DNA-templated transcription; DNA-templated transcription. Lineage: Eukaryota; Fungi; Ascomycota; Sordariomycetes; Cephalothecales; Cephalothecaceae. The coding region runs from base 132 to 2285 and encodes 717 amino acids. The record is from RefSeq and is a predicted model, not a curated record. Gene Ontology annotation, molecular function: zinc ion binding; DNA binding; DNA-binding transcription factor activity, RNA polymerase II-specific. The transcript is spliced from 4 exons.
AGAAACCACAAUUCCCUCCAUCUGCGCAACCCGGCUACGCACAAAGACGGAGCCGGAGCCGGGAGUUCAACGUGCAACGGUCGCGCGGUUUCAUCGUUCCCUUGUCAACAGGGCCACAUGCCCAACAAACAAUGGCUGGCGAGCCUCCAGAUUCGGCUAUUCCGGCCCAGAGAAGGAGAGCGCUGCUGGUCUGCUUUCGCUGUCACGGCAAGAAGAUCAAAUGUGACCUGGUCAAGGCCGCAACCCAGUCCUGCAGUAAUUGUGCCCAGGCCCGGGUUCCGUGUCGAGUACGCCCAUCGAAACGGGGCUUGGGGAAGCGUCAAUCGCAGUUCGACCAGCAGACCGUACCACGGUUUUUACCUGCAGAGUCAGCAACUGCAGGGACAGCCGUGUCGUCCGAGGCCGCGUCCAUUACCGUUGGCACGGACCAGGCCCACGGCCCCCAGCGCAGUCCAUCAUCUCCCCAUGACCUCGCCGACCCCCUAAUCCUAGCACCACCACCGCCGCCACCGCCACCACCACAGACGUCCUUCGGAAUUACUACCGGAUUUGAGCCUUCACAGUCUCGAGCGGUCGUCUCCAGCGAACGCAGGCUGGCAGGCGUCGACUACCACCCCCCGAUCCCCUCACCGGACUCAUCCCAUGCCCGCAGCACACCGAGCUCCAGGAGCCUUGGCUCCCAGCAGCUGUCGGUCCAGACCAGCUGUUUCGGCGAUACCGGGUACAUGACAAUCUUCAGCCGCGACAAUAUUGUCGAUCAGGACAAGGUCCAGCAGGGCCAGUUGCUAAGCGGCGUCGAAACCAUAUCGCCUGCCCUCCAAGAGGGCUUCAUAGAGUCCUACCUCGAGUACUGCUAUGUGUGGUGUCCCGUGCUCGAUCGUGAUUUCUUCCACGGCCAUGGGGGCGCCGACGAGUCACCACUCCUUCAGCAUACCCUUGCCCUCUGUGGGACUCGCAUCAACCCGCCCUUGAUCCAGUAUAGGGAUUCCAUGGUCUACUACAACCGAGCCAAGGAGUUGUUUUACAACAACUAUGAAGGCAACGCCUUGGUCCGACUGGCGUCCAUUAUGUUGUUCUUCUGGUGGAGUACCGGCGCCCCGAACCAGCUCAACAUGGACAACGCCUGGUGGUGGACGGGCAUUGCCAUACGCGUCGCGCAGGAGUGUGGACUGAACCGAGAGCCGCAGCCUCGCCAGCUGGCCCAACCUUGGGAGACUGUGGGACUUCGACGUAGGAUAUGGUGGACUUUGUUUGCGAGGGAUCGCAUUCUCUCCGUCUCACAAGGUAGGCCAACCAUCAUCGACCUAGACUAUUGCGACGUCCGAAUGGUCACCCCCGAGGAUUUCCCCGACCCCUCCGACCCCAAGGUGCACAUCUUUAUCAACUGGGUCGAGCUGCUGGGCAUCAGCGGGCGCAUCAGCAAGCAGCUCAACAAGAAGAUCGAGGACUGCACCAACACAGCAAGCUUCUCUCGCGAACUCACCUCGUGGGUCCAGUCGCUACCCACAUCGCUCUCGCUCUCCAUCCGCACCGGCCGCACCACCUCAUUCGACCGCGACGUGCACCGCCUGCACGUCACCUACCUAACCAACGUGACGCUACUGCACCUGAGCAAGUCGUCGCAACUGCUGCUACCCAAGGCCUCUAAGGCGGCCAUCGUCGCGGCCUCGUGCGUGGCGCGCCUGUUUGAGGACUUCCUGACGCGCGGCAACGUCCGCUUCCUCUCGGGCGAGGCCGGCUGGGAGAUCGCCGUGGCGCUCCUGGCGCUGCUGCACGCCCGCCGCAUUGAGGACCUGCGCGCACACGCCGACGCCGACAUCCGCACCCUGCGCACCGCCCUGCGCCAGAUGGCACUGAUGUGGCCGUCGUCGCGCAUGUUCGCCGCCGCUAUUGAUAAGCUGUCUGCGGUUGACGACCAGCCGGCCGCGGCUCCGGCACCGUCGGCGUCAGCCGGCCGCCAUACCCAGCAGCAGAAUGACAACAGCAAUACUAACGCCAAUGACAAUGCGGUCGAGACGGGAUCCGAUGGGGCCCGCCACGGCGUCGAGGACGCCGAGAUGCUGGGUGUGAUUGACGACGAUGACGGUGACGACGACGAGAACGCCGACUGGAUGGAUGCGUUCCCCUUCGUGACGGAGCAGACGAGCCCGCUCAUUGGCGCAGUGCUGGCGCGGAAUCUGGCUGUGCCUUUGCCAGAGCUGGAUUGGCCGCUGGAUAUCUCCGGGAACCUGCAGGAGUUUUUGGCGCUUCCAAGUGAUUACUCGUUUGGCAUGUUGAGUCUUUGAGUG